UCUGAUCAAAUAAAUAUUGUCUGUUACUGUUACACCCUUAUGCCACCUUCUUUUUCUCUCUCCUCUUCACCCUCCAUGAAUGAGCUGAACAACCUAACUCAAACUCCCAUACCCAGAAACAGUCAAACACCCCAUAACCCUCAAAAAAUAUAUUUAUUUUUAGCACAAAUAUUUAUACAAAAUGGCCCUUUUGACUCCAUGAAUUGCUAGUUUUCACGUUCUUGAAAAUGAUGUUUUUGCUUUCUUUGAAUUUAAAAUUCUAUUAAUUUGUUUGUAUCUGAGCUGGGGUUUUCAGUUAAAGCAUAAACCUGCCUGUUGAGGUUCCAAAAUAUCAUUCUCUUUCUAUUCUUUUCCACCUGAAAAAAAAUAAAAAUAAAAAAUUCUCUGGUACCCCUCAAGAAUUUUUCUUCUGAUUUAUGUUCUGUUUGUUCAUUUUUGAUCUGGGUUUCUCUUAUUUCUCAGUUUUAGAGCUCUUUUGAUUGAAAAAGGUGACAUCUUUACCCUUCUGCUGAUGUUUCUUUUAAUGGGUAUUUCAUAUUUUGUGCUUCUGUGGUGGUGAAAUAGUGGAUAUUUAGUUCUUUGUGUUACUGUUCCUUUUCAAGAACUUCUGGUUUUAGUCUUUUUGGUCUAAUUUUGUGUCUUUUUGGGAUUUGAAUGAUGAUGGAAUCUUGGGGUUUUGGAUUGUUAAUGAAGAGUUUAUUUAUAUUGGUGUUGGGAGUUUUGUGUGUUUCUGGUUUUGAUCCUGCAGAUAAUUUCUUAAUAGAUUGUGGAUCAUCUAAAGAUACUGAUGUUGGUAAUAGGGUUUUUAUGGCUGAUAAAUCAGCUUCAAAGUUUUUGUCAACUUCACAAGAUAUAUUAGCUGAUACCCCUUCAAAUUCAAUUACAAAAUCUGAUGAUUCACCCCUUUAUCAAACUGCUAGAAUUUUUACUCAACAAUCCAGCUAUAAAUUCUCAAUUAGCCUGACGGGUAGGCAUUGGAUUCGCCUUUAUUUUUACCCGUUUGUUUACCAAGAUUAUGAUAUGAGUACAGCAAUGUUCUCUGUUUCCACUCAAAAGAAUGUCCUCCUUGGCAAUUUUUCUCCAAAAAAUGUUUCUGUCAAGGAAUUUUCAGUAAACGUUACCUCGAAUGACCUUGUAGUAACGUUCUCUCCUUCGAGCAAUUCAUUUGCUUAUAUAAAUGCCAUGGAAAUUGUUUCUGUACCUGAUGUCCUUAUAACUGAUGAUGCCUCCACCAUUAGUCCAGCUGGGACAUUUAAUGGUAUGUAUGCACAGGCUCUUGAAACGGUUGCUAGGGUAAACAUGGGUGGAUCACUGGUGUCGUUUGAAAAUGAUACACUUUGGAGAACUUGGGAUACUGAUCAAAGUUUCUUGAUGCAGCCGAGUUCUGCUAAGUCGGUUAGUAAGAUUGGAUCCGUAAAAUAUCCAACGGAUGGAGCAACACCAGAUGUUGCACCACCAUCAGUUUAUGGUACUUGUAGUAAAAUGAACGUGGCUGGUACUGGUGACGAUCCUAAUGCUAAUUUUAACGUAACCUGGACGUUCAAUGUGGAUCCUGGGUUCCAAUAUUUCAUUCGCUUACACUUUUGUGACAUAGUGAGUGCAGCUGCCAAUCAGCUGCUGUUUAACAUUUAUGUGAACUCCUGGAACGUGGCUCCUGAUUUUGAUCCUGGUCAGAAAGCUCAGGGAAUUUUGGCCACAGCUUAUUACAAUGAUUAUGUUACUCCAACAGCUAAAAGUAAUAGGCUUAACGUUAGUGUUGGCCCAUCUCGAAGGAGUGCUUAUCCUGACGCCUUUCUAAAUGGACUGGAACUUCUGAAGUUGAAUAAUUCUCAGGGCAGCCUUAGUCAGGUAGCUUCUGUUCCUACUAACCCGGGUUCAAAGGCAAAGAAGAAUGUCGGAGUCAUCGUGGGUGUGUGUGUAGGCGUCCCAGUUGUUUUGGUGAUGGUUGGCAUCUUAUUUUGCAUGCAUAGAAGAAGAAAACAAGAAAAGCUUGCCCAGUCAAAAAUAUGGAUUCCUUUAUCCAUUAAUGGUGGCACUUCACACACCAUGGGAAGCAAGUAUUCAAACGGAACAACUAUAAGUGCUGCUUCAAACAUGAGUUAUCGCGUUCCUUUUGCAGCUUUGCUGGAAGCAACGAGCAACUUCGAUGAGAGUUUGGUCAUUGGAAUAGGUGGCUUUGGGAAGGUAUACAGGGGUGUUUUGUAUGAUGGAACAAAGGUGGCUGUGAAAAGGGGUAAUCCCAAGUCCCAACAAGGUCUUGCAGAGUUCCGAACAGAAAUUGAUAUGCUUUCUCAGUUCCGCCAUCGGCAUCUGGUUUCAUUGAUAGGAUACUGUGAUGAAAAAAAUGAAAUGAUUCUAGUUUAUGAGUACAUGGAGAAUGGGACCCUCAAGAGCCAUCUGUAUGGGUCAGAACUACCAAGUAUGAGCUGGAAGCAGAGGCUGGAGAUAUGCAUCGGGUCAGCCAGAGGUCUGCACUACCUUCAUACUGGCUAUGCUAAAGCAGUUAUACAUCGUGAUGUCAAGUCCGCAAACAUAUUGCUUGAUGAGAGUUUUAUGGCAAAAGUUGCUGAUUUUGGACUAUCCAAGACAGGGCCUGAGCUUGAUCAAACUCAUGUUAGCACAGCCGUGAAAGGGAGUUUUGGCUACCUAGAUCCUGAAUAUUUUAGAAGGCAACAGCUGACAGAAAAAUCUGAUGUUUAUUCUUUCGGUGUUGUUCUAUUCGAAGUUCUUUGUGCUAGGCCUGUCAUUGAUCCAUCUCUUCCGAGAGAGAUGGUCAACUUAGCUGAAUGGGCAAUGAAGUGGCAGAAGAAGGGACAACUGGAGCAAAUUAUAGAUCCCAAUCUUGUGGGCAAAAUAAGACCAGAUUCCCUCAGGAAGUUUGGAGAAACAGCAGAGAAAUGCUUAGCUGAUUUUGGUGUAGACAGGCCAUCAAUGGGCGAUGUGCUGUGGAAUCUGGAGUAUGCACUUCAACUUCAAGAGGCUGUCAUUCAAGAUGAUCCUGAAGAAAACAGCACCAUCCUUAUUGGCGAGCUCUCUCCGCAAGUCAAUGAUUUCAGUCAAGUUGAUGCUGGUGCUUCUGCUGCUCAUAUUGGAACACCAAAUUUGGAUGAUCUCUCUGGUGUUUCCAUGAGUAAGGUUUUUUCGCAAUUGGUCAAGUCCGAGGGUAGAUAAUUAAGUGAAAAAGGUACAUACAGUCUUUAGGUGUUUGUUGAUUCCACUUGUUUGUGGAUCAUAUAAAGUUUGAUCUUUUCUUUCUUUUGUAACAGUUUAUUAUACAAAUUCCCGAGUAUUAAAUAGGAAUGUUAACUUUGAAAAUAUGCAUUGUUCUGCCUGUGGAA
This is a messenger RNA of Solanum dulcamara, 3338 nucleotides long. RefSeq names its product receptor-like protein kinase HERK 1. Gene Ontology annotation, biological process: protein autophosphorylation. The record is from RefSeq and is a predicted model, not a curated record. Gene Ontology annotation, molecular function: ATP binding; transmembrane receptor protein tyrosine kinase activity. Bases 655 to 3171 code for a protein of 838 amino acids. Gene Ontology annotation, cellular component: plasmodesma; plasma membrane. NCBI's taxonomy places the organism in Eukaryota, Viridiplantae, Streptophyta, Magnoliopsida, Solanales, Solanaceae. The transcript has a single exon.